AUGACGAAAAAGAAGUCGAAGAAAAACAAUGUUUCAUCGAAAAACGAGUCAGCUGCAACGAUUGUCGAUGAUAGUGAGAAUGCGGUACCGAAUGUAACUACGAAUAUUGCUGAUACAAAUGAAAGGGACUUGUUUGACACAAUGGAUAAAACCAUGAGGAAACGAAAGAAACAUUUGAACGACUUUUACCACAAUCCAAAACGAACAAAAGUGGUUUCGGACAGUGACGAGGACGAUGAUGAUGAUGAUGUAUCAGAUGAAUCAAAGAAGAAUUCGAAUCGCGAAUCAGCAAGAAAUGGCUUUUCAAACGGUACAAAAACGAAUGGAGUUGGUAAUUCUUCUUCGGAUGGUUCGGUUGAUUUCACCUCGUCAAAUGAACACGACUUGACUUCGACACUAAUCAAUGCUGAGAAACGUCUCGCAUUGAAUAAAUCGAUUUUUUUACAUAAUAAAAGUCGAUCAAAUGGAUGUGUAAAUAAAAAUAAAUCUAGUGAACUGACUGAUGAAAUUAAUUGCCAACGUACACCAUCGUCUGUGGAUAUCAAUCAAGGGGAAGCUACCCAAUCACAACAGGUUGCAAAGACACUUGUAUCGACCAGUAAACAUUCGAAGCAACAUUGCGAAUCAAAUAGAAAAAUGACGAAAAAAAAGUCGAAGAAAAACAAUGUUUCAUCGAAAAACGAGUCGGCUGCAGCGAUUAUCGAUGAUAGCGAGAAUGCGGUACCGAAUGUAACUACGAAUAUUGCUGAUACAAAUGAAAGGGACUUGUUUGACACAACGGAUAAAACCAUGAGGAAACGAAAGGAACAUUUAAACGACUUUUAUCUCAAUGCAAAACGAACAAAAGUGAUUUCGGACAGUGACGAUGAUGAUGAUGUAUCAGAUGAAUCAAAGAAGAAUUCGAAUCGCGGAUCAGCAAGAAAUGGCUUUUCGAACGGUACAAAAACGAAUGGAGUUGGUAAUCCUUCUUCGGAUGGUUCGGUUGAUUUCACGUCGUCAAAUAUUUCUUUAACAACGUCGUCAAGUGGACACGACUUGACUUCGACACCAAUCAAUGCUGAGAAACGUCUCGCAUUGAAUAAAUCGAUUUUUUUACAUAAUAAAAGUCGAUCAAAUGGAUAUGUAAAUAAAAAUAAGUCUAGUGAAAUGACUGAUGAAAUUAAUUGCCAACGCACACCAUCGUCUGUGGAUACCAAUCAAGGGGAAACUACCCAAUCACAACAGGUGGCAAAGACAUUCGUAUCGACUAAUAAACAUUCAAAACAACAUUCCGAAUCAAAUAAAAACCGCGAUGCUUUGUCUCAAACAGCAUCCAAUGGGAAAACUCCAUACAUAUCUCAAAGCUCUAUCACAUUUGCAACGCAAUCAGCAGUGACUAAUAAGCAUACGAAUUCGAAUUCGGGUCAGUUCAACAACAACUUUCAGGUCAAUCGGUCGCUCAUAUGCUCUCAUACAGAUGGUGAACCGGUCGUGAAUCGACCAUCAACUACUACCAGGUCUCAAUGGCGCCCGAUCGACAUAAAAAACACAAUGGAAUAUCGCGAAUUAGAAAAGAAAAACAAAGAUUUGUCGAAUAAAGUUGACAAUCUGAAAGAAGCUCUUUCAAAAGAGCGCAAAGACCGUAAAAGAAUGGAAGAAACGCAUAUUCUCAAACCUCGUGGCUCUUUUUGGAAUGAAUUAGCAAUCUUCAUGGAUUCGCAUACGGAUUUGUACAUGGGGGAUGGCCGCACUAUCGACCAAAUAGGAUGUGAGCUUGGUUUAAGUGAUCAAACUAUUCAAUCGGUUCAACGUAAUGCUGAUAGGCCGGAUAAAGUAGCUAUGAAUAUCUGGAGAAGACUUUGUCCGACCGUUGAUGAUCGAGUUUUUGUUCAAUCAAUCAAGCGAGUACCGAUAUCUACCCUGGAAAAUAUAUAUGCAUUCUCUCGACUAUCACAUCCCAAAAACAGUUUUAGUUUUAAGAAGAUGCGAAAUGACAUUGCAGCAAACAUUAGACA
Messenger RNA from Adineta ricciae, 1994 nucleotides. The record is from the annotation of a GenBank genome assembly. NCBI's taxonomy places the organism in Eukaryota, Metazoa, Rotifera, Eurotatoria, Adinetida, Adinetidae.